Molecule: messenger RNA, 1185 nt
Organism: Plasmodium gonderi
Lineage: Eukaryota; Apicomplexa; Aconoidasida; Haemosporida; Plasmodiidae
Exons: 1
Coding region: 1-1185 (394 amino acids)
Source: RefSeq, a predicted model, not a curated record
AUGGAAUUCAGAUGUAAAAGAUUAGGCUUAAUCCCCCCCCAAACAAUUGUUUUCCCUAAACCUGGAUAUAAUGAGCAAUUGGGAUCCCUCGUUUACCCCAGCAAUGUAGGAGGAAAUUGCUGUUCUAGCACAAUCGCUAGAAAAAGACACAUUAGUGCAUCUCCAUUCGUUAGCGUGCCUAGAUGCAGAAUAGGUCAUUUUCAAAGACACGCGGAAGUUCCUGUUUUUCACAAAAUACCAAAGAUUGUCGAAGUCCCCGAAGUGCGAGAAAUAACGCGAUUUGUGGAUUCUGUAAAGGUAGUAGACAUUCCAGUGGAACAAGUUAGGAUUGUUCCUAAAUUAAAAAUAAGAGAAGUUGAAAAAAUUAGAUACGUACCAGGUAUAGUAGAAUAUAUAGAUAUUGAACAGGAGCAAAUUGUUCAUAAACCGUAUACAGAAAUAAUAGAAAAAAUUUACGAGAUACCUGAGAUUGAAGAUGUAGAAAUAGAGGUACCAAUUUAUGUGCCUACGCCAGUUGGCCCUCCAAAAGACGUCCAUAUUAAUGUCCCUUUACCUUAUGAUGUCCCACAAUUUUGUUAUAAACCGCAUAAACAAAUUGAUCAAGGGAUUCGAUACCCUACAUUUCACAGAGUGAUAAACAAAGACCCUAACCUUUAUGUAGAAGAAGAACUUGGUGGCUAUUCGUCAGAUGUAGAUCAUUCUAAAAAAGAAAAAGAAGAAAUGAAUUCAUCGUCCUAUGUGAAACUAGGUGCUACAUGUAGAGAAAGGAAAAAUAAUAAUGAAUAUUCUAAGAGAGGAUACUGCGUGAACGAAAACAAUGUGGAUGACCAGAACAUACGUGAUAAGCACAUGAAUGAAGAAUUAAGGUGUUAUUAUGAUUAUCAAAAAAAUAAUUCUCAUAAUGAAGAUGAAAAUUAUAGUAAACAUUUUAGUAAUUAUGGAUAUAACAACAAAGGAAAAGGUGCUGCACAUAACGAAAAUAACUUGGAUUCAUCUGAACCAUUUGAAAAAUAUUAUUAUUCCUAUUCCGCUUUUAAUAACUAUAAAGGAGAAUAUAAUCAAAACGAUAAUCAUGAAGACAAUAAGAAUUAUAUAUAUGAUAACGAUUUUUCUAACAAAGACACUUGCAACAAGAAAAAUUCAGCAGAACUUAUAGUAAAACGGUCAAAAAAUUCUUACUAUUAA